AUGCUGCCGGCUCAGGAGGCCGCCAAAAUCUACCACACCAACUAUGUGCGUAACAGCCGGGCGAUGGGCGUGCUGUGGCAGGUCUUCACCGUCACCUUCGCGGUCAUCACCGUGGUGGUUUUCAUCCAGCCGUACUGGAUCGGGGACAGCGUGAACACCCCGCAGGCCGGUUACUUCGGCCUUUUCCACUACUGCAUCGGGAACGCGCUCACCUCGGAGCUCACGUGCAAAGGGAGCGCGCUGGACUUCGGCUCCAUCCCGUCCGGAGCUUUUAAAACGGCCAUGUUCUUCGUGGGGAUCUCCAUGCUGCUGGUGGUGGGCAGCAUUGUCUGCUUCAGCCUCUUCUUCUUCUUCAACGCGGGCAGCGUCUACAAGAUCUGCGCCUGGAUGCAGCUGGCCUCCAGCACCUGCAUGGUGAUCGGCUGUAUGAUCUAUCCUGACGGCUGGGACUCGGACGAGGUGAAGCGCAUGUGUGGCCAACGGACCGACAAAUACACCCUGGGCAACUGCACGGUGCGCUGGGCCUACAUCCUGGCCAUCAUCAGCAUCAUGGACUCGCUCAUCCUCUCCUUCCUGGCCUUCAGCCUGGGCAGCCGACAAGACAAGCUGCUGCCCGAGGACUUCCAGGUGGAGGGGAAAGAUAAUGCUUAGUCCCCGUGUGGACAACAAGAGCAAUGACGUACAAGACUUGGAGGUGAACUUCUGUCUUCAGGGACUCAAAGGGUUUUUUUACGGUUUUGAUAAUUAACGAUUGUAAAUUACAAUCUCAACAUGUUGGUUUUUUUUUUUACAAGGAGCUCCUUCUGACUGGGAGUCUUAGGACCACUGUUUUUAGGUCCUAGUUACUUUGGAGAGAUACAUUUAAUCAACUCUUACUGUAACUGGCAUUUGUGACAUAACCCAGAAAACUUUAUUUCUUUUGCACUGUUCCGACAGCAUUCACCUGAAUAUGUAUUUAUAAACGAGGGUUCAUCAUUUGACAUUCUAACCAAUAUUGAGAUGUAUUU
Messenger RNA from Labrus bergylta (ballan wrasse), 1007 nucleotides. RefSeq names its product LHFPL tetraspan subfamily member 5a (gene lhfpl5a). NCBI's taxonomy places the organism in Eukaryota, Metazoa, Chordata, Actinopteri, Labriformes, Labridae. Gene Ontology annotation, biological process: detection of mechanical stimulus involved in sensory perception; sensory perception of sound. The record is from RefSeq and is a predicted model, not a curated record. Gene Ontology annotation, cellular component: plasma membrane.